Xenopus laevis (African clawed frog) is the source of this 1437-nucleotide messenger RNA. It is a transcript of the gene gp2.S, whose product is annotated as glycoprotein 2 (zymogen granule membrane) S homeolog. The record is from RefSeq and is a predicted model, not a curated record. The coding region runs from base 189 to 1235 and encodes 348 amino acids. The transcript is spliced from 10 exons. NCBI's taxonomy places the organism in Eukaryota, Metazoa, Chordata, Amphibia, Anura, Pipidae.
GAAUUGCAUGCAAUCACCUAUCCUGUAAACAGACUGCUGUAAAACUAGUUUAUUGAAGGUUUUGUGAAAACUCUUUCCCAAUUCUUGCAUAUGAGGAAGGAAGACUAUGUAGGACUAUGAAUGUAGCCAUUUAGACUUGCAUGUUGAAGAAGUGACUUUCAUUCCACACACUACUUAAUUAAGCAGAGAUGAAUGUCUUCAUGAUCCUGUUGUCUGCUUUCCCUCUGGCAAUUUCAUUGCAAAUCAACUUAAGCAAUGAACAAAAUUUCAAAAACUGGACAAACUUUGAAAAUGUGGAAAUACUUUCAAGAGAAACUGGACAAGACUUUUCUCCCACACUGUCCUGUGGAUCAACUUAUAGUGAAGUCACUUUCAAGAAAAUUGAUCUUAUAGCCUGGAAGGUGGUUAUCCCAAACAUACACCUAGAAAACAGUACGUGUGCCGAGCUUCUGAACAGCAGUGACGCAGUAAUAGUAAGAUGGCAGAAUGGAAUGGAAGAAUGUCGGAACAAAGUAACUAAAACUGAUGACAUGGUGACGUUUGGGAACACAAUUCACUUGUCACCUGAUGCAUCACAGGUUAUUUAUAAAGAAGAAAUUUAUGUGAAUGUUGAGUGCAAUUAUCCUCUGGAAAUGACUGCAUCUCUUGAAACCGUCUUGACGCCAGACCUAAGCGGAAUAAAUGUGGACAUUGAAGGCAAUGGAAAGAUUGCAGUGGGCAUGGCUUUGUACAAAGAUUCAGGAUACAGCACACCUUAUGAAGAAGCAGUAGUUAAGAUAUCAACAAAAUCCAGGCUGUACGUUGGAGUAUUUAUCAAAGAAAAUCAACCAUUGUUUCAUAUUGUAUUGAAAAAUUGCUUUGCCACUCCUACAAAUAAUAUGUAUCAUCCAACAAAGUAUUUCAUCAUUGAGAAUGGAUGUCCUAAUGCCAAUGAUGGCACCAUAAGUGUGGCUUCUAAUGGCAUCUCAAGCGAAGCACAGUUCUCUCUACAAAUGUUCAGAUUUAUGGGUGAAUUUACAACUGCCUUUCUGCACUGUGAGGUUUAUCUUUGUGAAAAGACUUUAUUGUGUUCACCGACAUGCCCCAGAAGUGGUUUGCGGAGUGAAACAGUUAAAGUCCCUGGCCUUUUACGUGUUGGGCCUAUAGUUCGUCAAGAAAAUAACAGUGGCGCAGGAACUUGCUUGGAUAAACUGACUUCUGCUGCAUUUCUACUGACGUUUUAUUUUUUUACAUAAAAAAUGCUGUCAGUCACCAUUCACCAGCUGGAGGAAUUUAGCAUUUUCUUCUGAUAAACAUGUGGUUUUUCAUUGAGUAUCUUGAGAUUUUUGCUUAAUAUUUAUAUUAUUGUAUAGCUUGUUUAUUUGAAUAUAUUCAAUUUCAUAUACAAUACAUACAUCACACUCUAUUUUGACACUUCUGACCUCAAUAAACCACAAA